Chelonoidis abingdonii (Abingdon island giant tortoise) is the source of this 1731-nucleotide messenger RNA. RefSeq names its product IQ motif containing J (gene IQCJ). The record is from RefSeq and is a predicted model, not a curated record. Lineage: Eukaryota; Metazoa; Chordata; Testudines; Testudinidae.
UUUCCCUGCAGGUGAUUCAGAAACUCCAGGAUGCGUCUGGAAGAACCCAAAAGGCUGCAGCAUACGUUAGAACAAGUUAGUGAUGACAACUAUUUACUUGAAAGCCAUCAGAUUGCUAUGGAUGUGGACAAUAAUAUCGAAAAAUAUCGUAUCAACUUGCAGCCCCUGGAAUCAAAAGUGAAAAUUAUUCAGCGAGCAUGGCGCAAAUACCUGCAGCAUCAGGAUUUGCUGCACCAGGACCACCUGGAGAAGCGCAGUCCAUCACCACCUUCCUUGUCAUCUGACAAAAUGAGCAGUUCGAUCAGCAUGAACGCUUUUUCCGAUGGCAGCACUCCUGAUUACCGCGAGGAUGGGAUGGAUUUAGGAAGCGACGCGUGCAGCAGCCGCUCCAGCUCCGAGUCCAGCUCCAGCAAAGUCACCCCUUGCUCGGAGUGCAAAUCCUCCCCCUCCCCCAGCAGCCUGGACUUGGCGGCCCUGGAGGACUCGGAGGAGGAGGAGGAGGAUUACCUGGGGUACGGCAGGAAGGGCACUGCCGCGUGGGAGGAGGACGGGCUCUGCACCGCCGGCUGCGAUGCCAAGGCUGCCAGGCGAAGGAGUUUGGCGGAGGAGCUGAAGGAUGUGAGAAGCACCAGCGCCUCCAGCACCAUGCCGCCCCCCGCCCCCAACGGCAACCCCCCGCCCCAGGACCUCCGGCAGAACGGCAACGUGGUGCCCCCCAGCCGCAGGACGGGACACCGCGGGGCAGGAGGGCGUAAAGCCCAUGCCCAGAAAGCCCAGCCGGCUGUAGGGAGGCUCCGCGGUGGAGGGGAGGUCGCCCCUGGGCACCCUUUGGACAGCUCCACGGGGGUCAUUUGGCUGCAAGAGCAGGAGCCCCAGCUCCCGACUAUGGACUGGGAGGCUCUGGAGAAACACCUGGCAGGGUUACAGUUUCAGGAACAGGAGGUACGAAACCAGAGCCAGAAAACAAACUACACCUCAGUAAGUUGGUCCCCGUUAUCUGCAAGGUCUGUGGCUUUGGGGCGGGAGCGAGGGAGGGCGAGUUGGAGUAAAGGGAAUUACUUAUGGUGACAAGGCAUGUUACUAGGCAGUGAGUCACAUCUCUCUCGCAGAGAUCCAUGUGGAGCAUUGCCAUAGAUGGUAAUUGGGGAAAUCGCUGUUGCCCUUUAAUUGUGACGGGUUUUUUUCAUCCUUCCAACCUAGGAGGGCAGCUUAUUGAACGCAACAUUAUUGCUAGUAAGAAGCUUCAUUGUGUGUGAAUCUAGAUCUGUCCCCUUUCUUGCAGAUCUGCAAAGAAUUUCUGUCUUUCUGUAGCCUCUCCUUUGUUCAGCUGUGGAAGGAAUUGCUUGACUGUGACCUGCCCGCCCCUGGCUUGGAUCAAGGAGCCGGGGUGUGUGUCUGUUGAACAGAUCAAGCUAGUGACUCAGUGACCAUUUGUAAUGUAUUGUGAAUUCUGAGAUUUUGGUGGGGCUCAGUGGCACUUCCUGUUUCUUAUCAGACAGACACUUGGCUGGAUACAGGAAAGGCAGACAACGUGGGUGGCAUCAGGAGCGGGUGGAAUACACAUAAGCAGGAGCCUUAAGCCAUCUAGUACAUGGGUUCUCAACCCUUUUCUUUCUGAGGCCCCCAUAACAUGCUAUAAAAACUGCAUGGCCCAUCUGUGCCACAAUAACUGGUUUUCUGCAUAUAAAAGCCAGAGCUGGCAUUAGUGGGUAGCAAGUCAAACAGUUGCCG